GUAGCCAGAGGAAGCCAGCGUUCCUUCCGCAGCCAACUUUUUACCUACCUGCAUGUAAUUCACAGGCCCUAACAAGACGAGGGAGAGCCGCACUCCGGAUCCGACCUCGGCCUGCAUCAUGGUUCACAGGUCUACAUCUGGUGAAAGGAGAAAAGCUAGAAGAGGAGAUGAAGAUAAGAGACACAAGUCUUCAUCGGAGGAUGAGAGCAGCAAAGCACAAAAACCACGGCGAAAAUCAAGGUCUACAUCUGGUGAAAGGAGAAAAGCUAGAAGAAGAAGAGAUAAAGAUAAGAGACAUAAGUCUUCAUCGGAGGAUGAGAGCAGCAAAGCACAAAAACCACAGCGAAAAUCAAGGUCUACAUCUGGUGAAAGGAGAAAAGCUAGAAGAAGAAAUGAAGAUAAGAGACACAAGUCUUCAUCGGAGGAUGAGAGCAGCAAAGUGCGAAAACCACAGCGAAAAUCAAGGUCUACAUCUGGUGAAAGGAGAAAAGCUAGAAGAAGAGAUGAAGAUAAGAGAUACAAGUCUUCAUCGGAGGAUGAGAGCAGAAAAGUGCGAAAACCACAGAGAAAAUCAAGGUCUACAUCUGGUGAAAGGAGAAAAUCUAGAAGCAGAGAUGAAGAUAAGAGACACAAGUCUUCAUCGGAGGAUGAGAGCAGCAAAGUGCGAAAACCACGGCGUAAAUCGAGGUCAAGAUGCUCAGUGUCUUCUGUCUCCUCUUCAUCUCCAGCUAGGUCACGGAGCCCUAGUGAUUUCUCUAACACUAGCCUAACACUGCAAGAAUGUACGAAGCUAAAGGAGGAGAAAAUGAAAAAGAAGGAGAUGUUGAAAGCAAUAGAAACUCCGGAGGAAAAGAGGGCCAGGCGCUUAGCCAAGAAAGAGGCCAAAGAACGCAAGAAGCGAGAGAAGAUGGGUUGGGGAGAGGAGUAUAUGGGAUAUACUAAUACAGAUAACCCAUUUGGAGAUAAUAAUCUACUGGGCACUUUCAUCUGGGCCAAGGCACUGGAGAAGAAAGGAAUUGGACAUCUUAAUGAAAAAGACUUGAAAGAUCGGAACAAACAAAUCCAAGGAGAUAACCGCUUAGAGCUACAAAAGGUUAAGCAGCUGCGUUUGGAAAGGGAGAGAGAAAAAGCCAUGCGAGAGCAGGAACUGGAGAUGCUGCAACGAGAAAAGGAGGCAGAACACUUUAAAACGUGGGAGGAACAGGAAGACAACUUUCAUCUUCAACAGGCAAAACUGCGAUCCAAAAUACGCAUUCGAGACGGCCGUGCAAAGCCAAUAGAUCUGCUGGCCAAGUACAUCAGUGCUGAAGAUGAUGAUUUGGCUGUGGAAAUGCAUGAGCCUUACACUUUCUUAACUGGACUCACUGUUUCUGAUCUUGAGGACUUGCUGGAAGACAUUCAGAUCUACAUGGAGUUGGAGCAGGGAAAGAAUGUGGAUUUCUGGAGAGACAUGACGACUAUCACAGAGGAUGAAAUUUCAAAACUACGCAAACUAGAGACAUCUGGCAGGGGGCCAGGAGAGAGACGAGAAGGGGUAAAUUCCUCUGUCAGCACAGAUGUUCAAGCUGUGUUUAAAGGAAAGACCUACAGCCAACUUCAGGUCAUAUCUCAAGGGAUUGAGACCAAGAUAAAAGCAGGAGGGCCAAAUCUGGAUAUUGGAUACUGGGAGAGCCUGCUUCAGCAGCUUCGUGCUUACAUGGCAAGAGCUAGGCUUAGAGAGCGCCACCAGGAUGUUCUGCGUCAAAAGCUAUUCAAACUGAAGCAGGAGCAAGGCGUAGAGAGUGAACCUCUGUUCCCCAUAGUAAAAGAGGAACCAGAUUCACCUGUUGAGAGGGAAACUAUGGAGGGGCCUUUGUCUGAACAACCAGGCUCAUCUGCUGCUGCAGCACCUGAAGAAUCUAAAGAGGCACCAGAUGAAGAAGGAAAAGAUGAAGGUGGAGAGUCUGUACUCAUAGAGGAAGACCUCAUACAACAGAGCCUGAAUGACUAUGAUGCAGGCAGAUACAGUCCUAAGCUGCUGACCAACCAGGAGUUGCCGUUUGAUGCACACGUAGUUGACUUUGAGGAAGACCAGCAGAGGCUGGUGCUGUGCAGACAACAGAUGCAGGUGACUGGAGAUGCCAGUGAGAGCCCUGAAGACAUUUUUAUUCGGAAGGCGAAAGAAGGCAUGGAUGGGGAUGAAGCCCAGUUUAGUGUGGAAAUUCCAGUCACGAGCAAAGCUUAUCUGUGGGCAGACAAGUACAGGCCUCGAAAACCUCGUUUCUUUAACCGUGUCCAUACUGGUUUUGAAUGGAAUAAGUAUAACCAAACUCACUAUGAUUUUGACAAUCCUCCUCCAAAAAUCGUGCAGGGCUAUAAGUUUAAUAUUUUCUAUCCGGACCUGAUUGACAAACGAUCAACUCCUGAGUACUUCCUUGAGGCUUGUUAUGACAAUAAGGAUUUUGCAAUACUUAGAUUUCAUGCAGGGCCUCCAUAUGAAGACAUUGCCUUCAAAAUUGUGAAUCGGGAGUGGGAAUAUUCUCACAGACAUGGUUUUCGCUGCCAAUUCUCCAAUGGUAUCUUCCAGUUGUGGUUCCACUUUAAGAGGUAUCGCUACCGAAGAUAAGAGACAUCAUAUAUUGUAUGAUCUGUAAAUGUGGACUUCUUUUUUUGAAGAGGCUAAAAAAUUGUGCGACACAAACUCGGUGAAUAAUUACCAUAAGGGAUCAUGCAGACUGCCUUAUUACAGCUGUUUUGUUUCUUCAAGGUGGCCAAACCCUCUACUGUACCUCCUUUAUACCUCGGAUUUCAUAUAACUUUUUUUUGCCGAAUUCUUACACAUAGAGCUCAUUCUGCUCCUUACUCCAGAGAGCUUUAUGAUGUGUAAGCCCUAAGGGUACAGCAGUAUAGAGGGCUGCCAUAGGAAUGAAUGGGGUUCCGUAUUUGCUGUGACCGUAAAAAAAUGUGAAUUGCAAAAAAUCCCCCACUGCUGGAUUUUAUUGUGCUUUGCGUGUUGCAGCAAGUGUGCAAGUAGCUCUGCACCCCCAUUCAUUCCUAUGCUGGCCCUGCUACACUGCAACACUUGGGGUAUGCCUACAUGGCGAUUUUGGGCUCACAUGUGUCGCACACCCAAGUGUAGGGUAAGAAGUUUACAGGUUCCUUGGUUCAGAAACAACAGGCAGCUGUGCUCCUGCUGUAUCUCACAGGCUGCAAGGUACAGACCAGUAAAGCUUCCUGUCAUUUCCAGCAAGGUAUUUAAAGUGCUUGGAGCUCUGACCUCCAUGUUUGCUCAGAACAUCAGAUACUGAAAAUGAAUGGAGCAUGCCGGGUGUUGUAGUUUCACAACAUCUGUAGUGCCUGAGGUUGCUGAGCUUACAGCACUACAGAUUCUUGGUGGUUACAAUUAUAGAGGUUGUCCAAACUGUUCUCAAUCAGAGCUAAAUGCAUUUGCUCUACUGUUCCAAAUUGUCUUAAUCGUAAGAUUUUACAUGCAUGGACACCAGGUAGGAUCAAGGCAGUUCUCAUUUAUUACAGGAAAUCAAAGGGGUUGUCCGGGUUCAGAGCUGAACCUGGACAUAUCCAUAAUUUCACCCCGGCAGCCCCCCUGACUUGAGCAUUGG
Molecule: messenger RNA, 3599 nt
Organism: Bufo bufo (common toad)
Lineage: Eukaryota; Metazoa; Chordata; Amphibia; Anura; Bufonidae
Gene: CACTIN
Product: cactin, spliceosome C complex subunit
Exons: 14
Coding region: 119-2605 (828 amino acids)
Biological process (GO): negative regulation of innate immune response; mRNA cis splicing, via spliceosome
Cellular component (GO): cytoplasm; spliceosomal complex
Molecular function (GO): protein binding
Source: RefSeq, a predicted model, not a curated record